Lolium perenne is the source of this 1308-nucleotide messenger RNA. RefSeq lists its product as uncharacterized. The record is from RefSeq and is a predicted model, not a curated record. NCBI's taxonomy places the organism in Eukaryota, Viridiplantae, Streptophyta, Magnoliopsida, Poales, Poaceae. Gene Ontology annotation, molecular function: protein binding.
AUGCCGAUACGGAUGGCAGCUGCCGGCGACGAACGGAGGACCAAACUAUUGCGGCGCACGGGAGGAUCAGGGCAGGCCACCACGGCGCGGCAGCGCCAGCGCAGGUCCUUCUCCAUGCUGGCUGACGACAUCCUCGUCACCAUCUACCGGUUGCUGGACGAGUAUCCGAGCAGCCGCGCGCGCUUCGCCGCGGUCUGCCGGUCGUGGCGCGCGGCGGUCGCCUCAGAGCCACGGGCGCCCGUCCUGCCAUGGCUGCUCCUCUCGCCGCGGGAAGCCGGCGGCGACAGGACGAGGCUCGCGCGAUCCCUGGAGGACGGCGCCGUGAUGCGCAUCUGUCCCCGACCAGGGCUCGUCGGGAGGCGCCUUGUGGGCGGCUACGACGGCUGCUGGGUCGUCUCGUGCCACCCGCCGCCGAUCAGGAUCGUCAACCUCUUCUCGGGAGCCGAGCUGGCGCUUCCCGGGAAGCUGAGCAAGAUCGCCUGCCCUCGCCGCGACCAUGGCCGCGGCGACACCCGUUGCCCGAUAGUCGUCUCCAAGGUCGUCUUCUCUGAGCCGCCCACCUCGGACGGCUGCAUCAUGGCUGCCAUGACCGAGAACUGUGGCCUCGCGCUGUGCAGGGUCGGUUGCCCGGAGGGUGGGUGGUCGAUACACGGCUGCCAAGUCGAGUCAUUCAUGGAUAUCGCCUUCUGCAACGGUGAGCUCUAUGGAGUCACGCGCGGCCACAAACUUGUCAAGUUUGACAUCACCUUGCACAAGGGCGGAGCUCCAAUGGUCACGGCCGACACCCGAGUAGCCUUGCAAAUGGUUAGCCGUCACAAUUCCAGAAACUCUUGCAAGGAGUAUUCCGUUUACCUGGUGGAUUUGCACGGCAAGCUCGCAAUAGCGAUCAUGACCUGGUGGUGCCUCGGAACCGAGCCUUUCUUCAAGGUGUACCAGCUUGUUGAUAAUAACGAGACAAGUGGGACAACAACAUGUUGCAACAAUAGAUGGGAGGAGGUAACGAGCUUAGGCGACCAUGCCUUGUUUUUGGGGCAGACAUUUUCCAAAGCGGUUCACGUGCCAAUGGACAUGUGCGGUGACGUGGAGAGAAACCGCAUCUACUACUCCAACAAUAGCUCUCGAAGUUUAAACGCCGAAGUUCACGGUGAUGCGGUGAAGUUGACAAUCUCAUACGGAAACGGCGACCUCAAGUAUGAAAGGGAAAAAAGUACGAGCAUUGCCGACUAUGCUGAGAAAAUCACGUCUGUAGGGUACUUCAUGAAGUGUGGCCUUCAUGAUAUCAUGUGGCUGCUUCCCCCUGAUAUUUAG